UUCUCUUUGUUUUUGUGCCGCUGGCUGAUGUCUCGUACUGUCGUACGAGAUUCUUGAGAAUAAAAGGUGCAGAAUAAGAGAAGAUAAAGAGAAAAAGAGCGGCGAGGAGCAGGUCAAGAAGUGUCGAGAAAAAGUCGCCUCCUUUACAUUAGGCGCUGCAUUGAGGUAUCUUAAUGGCUUCCAAGCCUGCACUGUCCAUGUGAGAAACAAAUCUUAGAAAAGAAGAGCAGACACUUGGGAGGGAGAGAAGAGUUUUACACGCAGCAAUGACCUCCACCAAAGAGGACAGCGUGAAUGAAAGACUGGCACACAUUAAAGAAGAGGACUAUGAGUGGGGUGUACCAGAGAAUGUCAAGCCCGAGGCCUGUGAAGGGAGAAUUUCAGUUUUCAAAGAGGAGGAGUGCAAGAGGGAGAUUAUUGAAGUUAAGGUGGAGGACCUGAAAGAUGUCUCACUUAACCUUGACACCCUGAAGGUUUUCAAGCAAGAGGUUUCUGAAGAAUUUCAUUCCAGUUUACAGCAUCGCGACAUUGACCCGGGACAACUGGCUGCCCAGCAGAAUUCUGUGAACCUGAAAUCGGAGUUCUCUGAGUUUGAAGAGAAAACCAAUGAAGGAAACGGGAAAGAAGAAGAAGGCCGGCCAUCAUCUAGGAAUGUGGGAAUAAAUUUAUGUGUGAAUAUCCGCUUCUCCCCAUCUUCACCUGCUCAGCCCUUUCUUGAGUGCAAACUGGAACAGAAACAGGACAAAGAGAAGAUGAAGAUAUCAACAAGAGGAUCAGAAAAUUUGGCAAUGGUCUCUUUCCAGUGUAAUUCUCUUGCUGUGAGAGAAGCUGUCAAAACUGACCAAGAACAAGGACAUAACACGGAUCAAGAGGCUUUGUGCACUGGUCAAGAAUGUGGAGAAACUUUGAAAAACAAGUCUGACUGUAAAGAUAACAAGUCAGUUCAUUCAAAGCCAAAGCCAUAUUGCUGUUCCGAAUGUGGCAAAAGUUUCCUCCAUAACAGCAAGCUUCAGACACACACAAGAAUUCAUACUGGAGAAAAGCCUUUUUGCUGUUCUGAAUGUGGCAAAAGAUUUACCAAGCGUAGCAAUCUGCAGAGUCACACAAGAAAUCAUACUGGAGAAAAGAGAUAUUAUUGUUCUGAAUGUGGCAAAAGAUUUAGCCAGAUUAGCAGUCUUCAACGUCACACAAGAAUUCACACUGGAGAGAAGCCGUAUUGCUGUUCUGAAUGUGGCAAAAGAUUUAGCCAGAUUAGCAGUCUUCAGCGUCACACAAAAAUUCAUACUGGAGAAAGGCCAUAUUGCUGUUCUGAAUGUGGUAAAGGAUUUAUCCGGAGUAGUGAUCUUCAGAGUCACACAAGGAUUCAUACUGGGGAGAAGUCAUAUUCUUGCUUAGAAUGUGGCAAACGAUUUUCUGUCAAGUCCAAUCUCCAGAAACACAACAGAAUCCACACAGGAGAAAAGUCAUAUUGCUGUUCUGAAUGUGGAAAACGAUUUUCUGACAGUUCCAGUCUGUCAACCCAUAAGAGAAUCCACACUGGAGAAAAGCCAUAUGGCUGUGCUGAAUGUGGCAAAAGGUUUAGCCAGAUUAACGAUCUUCAGAGUCACACAAGGAUUCAUACUAGGGAGAAGUCAUAUUCUUGCUUAGAUUGUGGCAAAUGAUUUUCUGUGAAGUCCAAUCUCCAGAAACACAACAGAAUCCACACAGGAGAAAAAUCAUAUUGCUGUUCUGAAUGUGGAAAAUGUUUUUCUGACAGUUCCAGUUUGUCAAUCCAUAAAAUAAUCCAUACUAGAGAAAAGCCAUUUGAAUGUGUUGAGUGUGGGAAAGGUUACUUCUUUAACAGCAAGCUUCAGGCACACAUAAGAUUUCAUACUGGAGAUGUGGAAUAGAACUACUGAGAUUGUACCAGUGGUGCUGGGAUCAAUAGGCAUUAUUAAAAAAAAAAAAAUUUCCAGGCCAAUCUGAAUGCCUCACCCAUCAACAUCACUCCAUUUGAAUUACAGAAGGAUGCACUAUUAGAAACAAUACAAAGUACUACACUGAGCACUGGAAGCAAACCUAAGAAAAUAACAACAGUAGCCGUGCAAAAAUCACUCCAGAAAAACAAACACACUUCAGGAUUCACAAGGGAGGUUCAAUCCUGUCCUGAAAAGUAAGCAGGUUAAACCGUUCUUGAGAAAUCAAUCCCCCAAGAGAGAAAGCUGUACUGCUGUUCUGAAUGUGGCAAAAGAUUUAGCAUGUGUAGCAGUCUUGGUGUGCACAAUCAGAUUCAUACUGGGGAGAAGCCAUAUACCUGUGCUGAAUGUGAAAAAAGAUUUUUUUAGGAGUACCACAAUAGAAUUCACACAGAAUCCUGCACCUUCAAUUUCAUUGUUCUUUUGCAAAAAUGACAAUGACAAUAAAGAUCUAUCUAUCAUAUAAUGCCUUUCUCUAUCUGUCCUUCUAUCUAUAUUGCUGUUGUGAUUGUGGAUUAUGAUUUUCUGACAAAAUGCAUAAAAGAAUCCACUGGAGAAAAGCCCUAUGGCUGCUCUGAAUGUGGCAAACGAUUUUCUGUCAGUGUUGGUCUCAAACGACAUGCAGGAAUCCACAUUGGAGAAAUGGCAUAUUUCUGUUCUGAAUGUGGCAAACAAUUUCCUGACAGUAGCCAUAAUUUUGGCAGCAUAAACAACUUCAUACUGGAGGGAUGUCAUAAUGCUGUUCUCCAUUUAGCAAAAGGAUUCUCCCAUAACCACUGUCUUUAAAAUCACUUUAGAAGUCACACUGUGCUGCAGUUGUGAAUGUGCCAGAUGAUUGUCCCAUAACAGCCGCCUGCCCAAUCAUUCAUAGAUUCACACUGAAGGAAAUCCUUACUGCUGCUGUAAGUGUGGUAAAGGAUUCUCGCUAUUAAGUAAUUUUCAUGGUCACUUCAGACUUAUUUCUAUUCUGGAUUCUCAUUGUUGUCAUGAGGGUGGUAAGCGAUUUUUCAAUCAGCAGUUGACUUCAUAACCAUAAAGGAAUUCACACAGAGGUAAGAAGCCUCAGGGCUGUUCUGAAUGUGCCAAGUAUUUCCCGCACAGCAGGAGUCUUAAUGGCAACCGGACCACUUACACUGGAGCUGCCAUGACAAAGUUAGUGAGAGGAUAGAGAAUGAAGGAAUGGAAGGAAAGUUGAAAUGUAACUCUCCAAACUACUCCAGUUUUGAUGAGUAAUGGUGGCCUAACACAUUAAACAUAAAAAUAAUUAAAAGUAAUGUGCAUUAUUUAAUGAGAUCUCUGUAACAUAAUGCUUAGGUAUUUUUGUUCCAGUAAAUUGUUCUACUUGGGUAUGGGGGGUGAGGGGGAUAGUGUAACUAUGAAAGCUUAUUUUCACCUUUUUAAAAAAAUAAAAAAUUAUGUAUUAUUUCAUAGAAGUUUCCCCUUUAAUUGCAAAGACCAUGUUGCCUGAU
Polypterus senegalus (gray bichir) is the source of this 3424-nucleotide messenger RNA. RefSeq names its product zinc finger protein 501-like. Gene Ontology annotation, cellular component: nucleus. Bases 267 to 1661 code for a protein of 464 amino acids. NCBI's taxonomy places the organism in Eukaryota, Metazoa, Chordata, Cladistia, Polypteriformes, Polypteridae. The record is from RefSeq and is a predicted model, not a curated record. The transcript has 3 exons.